Messenger RNA from Beta vulgaris subsp. vulgaris (sugar beet), 1234 nucleotides. RefSeq lists its product as uncharacterized. Gene Ontology annotation, cellular component: endoplasmic reticulum. The record is from RefSeq and is a predicted model, not a curated record. The transcript has 2 exons. Gene Ontology annotation, biological process: ubiquitin-dependent protein catabolic process. Gene Ontology annotation, molecular function: ubiquitin protein ligase activity; metal ion binding; ubiquitin-like protein conjugating enzyme binding. Bases 321 to 1028 code for a protein of 235 amino acids. NCBI's taxonomy places the organism in Eukaryota, Viridiplantae, Streptophyta, Magnoliopsida, Caryophyllales, Amaranthaceae.
UUGGGCCAAUGAGAAAGCCCACUAGAAAAAUCUUCUGGUAUAGAUGAAGAUGACAUCCUAGAAACUUCCUCUUCUCUAUUUGAUCCGUGUGUUCUUGCUAACCCACUAUAAUACUCCUACUAUUUUGCUUCGGUUUAAUUUUAUCAUUCUUCAUAUCCUAAAUUAUACGAUGUAUAGUCAUUAUUCACCAAACCAAAACACAAACCCCUGAAUCACUUCGAUUUGAUCCGUGCGACUUACUCUCUUACCUCUUUUAUUGGCGGAGAAAUAUUGGGAAUUAGUAUUUGAUUUGAAGAAAUUAGGGUUUAGGAAAAAACAAAAUGGGGAGUGGGUUUGAAGAAUCAAUGAAAGCUGAACCAAGUUCGAGUAAUGGAGGAAACAAUAAUAAUAAUAAUAAUGAUGCUGGUGAUUUUGAGUGCAAUAUAUGUUUUGAAUUAGCACAAGAUCCAAUUGUAACAUUAUGUGGACAUCUAUAUUGUUGGCCUUGUUUAUAUAGAUGGUUACGAUAUCACUCUCAAUCCCAAGAAUGCCCAGUUUGUAAAGCCCUUGUUCAGGAAGAUAAACUUGUCCCUCUUUAUGGAAGAGGGAAAUCUAACACUGACCCUAGAUCAAGGCCUGUUCCGGGUAUCGAUAUUCCGAAUCGUCCUUCAGGACAGCGCCCUGAAACCGCCCCGCCACCUCCGGGGCCUGAUCAUAACUAUUUCUCGAAUCUUGGGUUUGGAUUUUUGGGAGGGUUUAUGCCAAUGGCGACUGCUAGGUUUGGUAAUAUGACUAUGUCUGCUGGCUUUGGUGGGUUUUUCCCUUCAUUGUUGAGUUUUCAGUUUAAUGGCUUCCCUCAUAACACAAUGUAUGGAGCCGCCCACGGUUUUCCUUAUGGUUAUCCACAUACAGUUCAUGGUAAUGGGAUGAGCCAUGGUCAUGGGUACCAGCAUCAUCACCAUUCUGCAAGUCAAGGACAAGAUUCUUUCUUGAAGAAACUGUUUUUCAUUAUUGGCUUUUGUGUCCUAGUGGCUCUCGCGUGCUGGUAAUUUUUCUAGCUUCAAAUUCUUUUUUUGAUCUUGUACACUCUUAUGCCCUUUCUGUAUGUUGGCCGAGGAAGUUGUCUAUAUAAUAAGAUGCCAAUGAUCACUUCCUGUGGAUUUCAUUAUUUUGAAUGUAUAACUAAGGAUGGAAUUUUGUAUUGUGUGUUAGACUCAUUAUAGGAAUUAAUAUUCUGUAAUUGUUUGCUAUUAUA